CAGUACUCGAUGCAUUCAAAAUUAGUGACAAAUUUAUACGGUUGGUCAGUUUAUAAUCAAGCGAACGCAGUUGCCGAAGCGUCCAGUUGCCUCACAGCUAGUGGGCUGGGUGGGCGUUUUGGCACCGGUUCCGGAUUCGGUUGCGAUUUCGUUGACAUUAUAUACAUAUAUAUAUUGAACACUGUUUAUUUGUUGUUUUCGUCCGUUGCGUGCGAGUCAAGAAACGAGUUGAGUUUCGAAGUCUCCAGUUGCUUUUGGGUCGUGACAUUGAAUUAUAAUAAUUAGCACAGAGGUAGAUACAGCUAGUCUAAACGCCGAGCAAGGGGAAAAAUUGCUGGAAUUUAGAAAUAAACAAAAGCGCAUGAGUUAAAGGAAAAUUUCAGCUCACAAAAAUAAAACAUGUCAAUGGUAUCGGCACCGCCUGCCACCAACGCGAGUGCUGCCACAAUUAACCAAUUGCUUGGCGCUCAACGUGAUUCGUUGGCCAUUGUCAUACCGGUCACUGUGGUCUACGUCCUGAUCUUUCUCACCGGCGUUGUGGGCAACAUCAGCACCUGCAUUGUGAUCAAGAAGAAUCGCUCAAUGCACACGGCCACCAAUUACUAUCUGUUCUCUCUAGCCAUAUCGGAUUUUAUGCUGCUGCUGUCGGGUGUGCCGCCAGAAAUGUAUUUCAUCUGGUCCAAGUAUCCGUAUAUCUUUGGCGAGCACUUCUGCAUCGGACGCGGCCUCCUGGCCGAGACAUCGGCAAAUGCGACAGUGUUGACCAUAACGGCAUUCACCGUGGAACGCUACAUGGCCAUUUGUCAUCCGUUCUUGGGCCAGGCAAUGAGCAAACUGAGCCGCGCCAUCCGCAUCAUAAUCCUCAUCUGGGUGCUUGCCGUGGUUACGGCCAUACCGCAAGCAGCACAAUUUGGCAUCGAUAACUAUGCGGGUGUCGACAAAUGUGUCGUGGUCCGCGUGAUCGUGCAGCACUCGUUCCAGCUCUCGACGUUCAUCUUCUUUUUUGCACCCAUGUCCAUCAUUCUGGUGCUGUAUCUGUGCAUUGGCAUCCAUCUGUACCGCUCGACCAUAAUUGGUGGACUCGGGUCACCAGCUGUCAUGGCCGAUAGACGUCAAUCACAGCCAAUAAAGUCGGUGCACAGCGAUACGAUACUCUAUCGCUAUGCAGGCUCCGGUUCGAUUUCGACCAAAAAUGCGGGGCCUCAGCUGAGCUCGGUGCGUGGACGCCUCAACCAUUAUGGCACGCGUCGUGUGCUGCGAAUGCUGGUGGCCGUCGUCAUCUGUUUCUUUCUGUGCUGGGCACCAUUCCACGCUCAGCGUCUGAUUGCCAUUUAUGCGCCAGCCACUGGCGCCCAGUUGAAUGAGCAGCAUGAGUUCCUCUACACCGUGAUGACCUACAUCUCCGGUGUGCUUUACUAUCUAUCCACCUGCAUCAAUCCACUGCUCUACAACAUAAUGAGCAACAAGUUUCGCGAGGCCUUCAAAGCCGUGCUGCUGGGCAAGAAGUACUCAAAGGGAUCGCUGAACUCGAGACAUCAGCUGGAGUCGCGACGCUUGCGCCGCAACACAACCCUCAACUCAUCGACACAAACGCAACGCGAGUCUAUUGAGACGAAGCCGACAUUAAUGCAGACGGCGCUGAAUGAACGACUGCUGCAGUCAAACUCAGAACUAGUUUCGUAAUUUGCAAUGAACAAUGCGCUAAUUGCUGCUAUUUUGUUAUAUUCUUUCCAUCGAUAUUUAUCACUUGUUGUUUUCUGCAGUUUUCUGCUAACUAACUGUUGUAAACUAAUUUUAAUAUAUAAUAACUACAAUCGAGUUUAUGUUAAUUUUGUUAUAAUUAGUACAAGUUGGUAUUUUAUAUUAGUUGCAUCGAAUGUUGUCGUAAUUAAUUUAUAAUGAAAUCGAGCUUUAUACAUUUAUUGAUUUUUAAAAUGUCGAGUCAAUGCUAUAAUUCCUAAUAUGUUUUUUAAGUAACAAGUACAAUGUACUUGCCUAACUAGUCCAUUGUUUGUAUUAUCUUAAAUAUUUUAUGGAAAUAUAUAUUGAAAAUA
Molecule: messenger RNA, 2054 nt
Organism: Drosophila grimshawi
Lineage: Eukaryota; Metazoa; Arthropoda; Insecta; Diptera; Drosophilidae
Gene: PK1-R
Product: pyrokinin-1 receptor
Exons: 4
Coding region: 400-1683 (427 amino acids)
Biological process (GO): neuropeptide signaling pathway
Cellular component (GO): plasma membrane
Molecular function (GO): neuropeptide receptor activity
Source: RefSeq, a predicted model, not a curated record